AUGAAUUCGAUUAAAACUCUCGGUAAAAGUAAUAUACUUGAAAAUCGAUUACGUACUUCUCAACAAUCUAAUGAAUUUUGUAUGCGGUCGAAUAAUCUACGUAAUUGGAAAUCGGUUUCAAAUAUAUUCUCAAAGAAAAAGCUAACAUCACUUGAUGAAAUUAAAUGUCAUCUACGAAAAUAUUUUAUCAAUCAUAUGUCAAUUGUUCAUCAACAUUGUAAAAAAAAUACUUUUAUCGAUAAACCAACAUUUCAAUUGAUGUUACGCAAUUCAGGUAUUUUAAUUAAUAAUAUAUACCUUGAAUCUUUAUGGAAUUCUUGUCAACCAUCUCUGCAAGGUAUCUCGUAUGAAGUAUUUCUUCAAGAAUUUGUACCAUGUCAAUCAGAAAAUAAUCAAAGCACGAUCGCUUCUUCCAAAGAUAAUUUGUUAUCGUCGAAGCAGUGUCAAAUAUUAAAUUACAUAGCCCUUGUUACUCACGCAGUUAAAACAUAUUGGGAAAAUUUAAAAGUUGAAUUUUGUUGUCUUGAUCCAUAUGGUCGAUUAUCUAUUGCAAUUGAUCAAGCUAUUAAAAUAAUGAAAAAGUACUGUUUCCCUUUGAAUGAUAAUCAACAACGUAAUCUUGCUGUAUUGUUUUCAACGAAAAAUAAUGGACAAUUUAAUUAUUUUGAUUUUAUGCAACAUUUUUCUAAUACAUCAUCAUUAAAAAGUAUUAAUCAGAAUAGUUUUUCUCGCUCAACAUAUACUAUUCAAUCAAAACAAUGUUGGACGUGUUUACCAUUGACAAUCAAUUGUCUUAUUAAACGAAUUCGUUCUCAAUGCAUACAUUAUUAUGGGAAUAUUUAUCGAAUGUUUAAAGUAAUCGAUAAAAAUCGACAAGGAUAUUUAGGCAAAAGUGAUUUUAAGCGUAUACUUAAACAAUUCAAGAUUCAUCUUGAUGCAGAAGAAUUCUAUCAUGUUCUAUCAGAAAUAGAUCAAAAUCAAGACGGAGUUAUUUCUUAUGAGGAACUCUACGAUGCAUUAAUUAUUGAUGCUUUACUAAUUUGA
Molecule: messenger RNA, 1044 nt
Organism: Rotaria socialis
Lineage: Eukaryota; Metazoa; Rotifera; Eurotatoria; Philodinida; Philodinidae
Source: the annotation of a GenBank genome assembly